CAGUUUUGGUAUUUGUCAGUAUUAAAAUGACGCAAUAGAAUGACACUGUGAAACGGGUGUAUUCAAAGGUGAUUAUUUGUUGAUGUGUUGAGAUAUAUGGCUUCAUUCAUUCCAUGUGGACCUUGUGGUCACGAAGGGAACACGCAGAAUGCAGAGAAAUGGUGCACGGAUUGCAACGAAGGGUUUUGUAAUGUAUGUGAAAAGGCACAUAAGUCAAUGAGAAUGUCGAGAGACCACAAUUUGAUCCUAAUCGAAGACUACCGUAAAAUUGAAAAUGUGAAUGUUUGUGUUCAAUGCGAGAAGCACGGGUCCAAACUGGAGAUGUAUUGCAAAAUACAUGAAAAGGCUAUUUGUAUUGCAUGCUUUCCAACAAAGCAUAAAGAUUGCUCCGACGCCAUAAUAUCUCUUGCAGAAGCAGCUAAAAAUGCAAAGACAUCAACUGCUCUGACGGACUUGGAACAUACAAUUUACGAAACAUUAGUAAACAUACAAGAAUGUGUUAAUGAUCGUGAGGCUGCAACAGAAAAAAUCGAAAUACAAGAAAAAAUCAUCAAGAAGCGUAUUUUUGAUACGAGGGAAACUAUAAAUAAACAUUUAGAUGAUCUGGAAAGAAAAUUAUUAAAUGAGUUGACAACAAUAUAUACUUCUUGUAAAUCAAACUAUGGGUCAAUACAGAACAAGCUAAAUGAAAUGGAAAAAGAAAUCAAACGCCUCCAUGAACAAACAUCUCAACUGAAACGUUUUGCUCCCGACAUACAGGUAUUUUUAAGUACACAUCAGAUGAAUAAAGAAAUACACGACGAGGUAAAGUCCAUAACAAAAACCUUAUCUUCUGUUAUGAAUUACAACAUAGAAAUAGAGAUACACCAGGGUAUUACUUCACUGUUGAAAGAUGUCGACUACUUUGCUAGAGUAAAAGUCGACGAAAGUACCAUCAACUGUCCAUUUAAGGAUUCAAAAAUCGAUCAAGCCCAAAUACAAGUACCAACAAGACAGCAAGUACCAACUACAAGAUCUGUUCAUAAUACAAAGCUAAAGCUGCGAGAGAAGAUCACAUUUGAGCAAAAAGGAAAGAAAAUUGAUAUUAUAGGAUGUGCAAUAUUGGCAAAUGGUAACUUAUUGUUUGCUGACAACGCUGGGAAGAACGUACUUAUGGAGUAUAAUGAAUUCGGACUUUUUAUCCGUGAUAUACCCGUCUCUGGAAAGCCAUGGAAUCUGACAGUAAUAGAAACUGAUCAAAUAGCUGUUUCUUAUAACACUCUGAAAUACAUCGAAGUUAUAGAUUUUACGAAAAUGACCGUUCUAAAAACAGUGACAUUUAAAAACAACUGUCGGGGGAUAUCAUACAGUGAUGGAAAGAUUUAUGUUGUAGUGCUCCGUGAAGGAAUCGUGGUGUUGGAUAUGGAAGGAACUACACUUGAUACAAUCCAGUGUGACAUGUCUGUGCGUAAUAUCACGACGAUCGAAGAUAGAAUCUACUACACAGUGCCUUUUACAAGUACUGUUAAAUGUUGUACUACAACUGGAAACAAUAUAUGGAAUUUUAAGGAUACAUCACUUAAUUCACCGGGCGGCAUUGUCACUGACAGUGCAGAAAAUGUGUUUGUUGUGGGUAUACUAUCUGAUAACCUUAUGAUAUUGCAAGAUGAUGGGAAAAUCAACAAAACAUUACUUACCAAAGCAGACGGACUAGACAAACCCUCACGCCUAUAUUACAACAAGGAAACGAACAUACUACUGGUGUGCAACAAAUACAACGGAAUUGCUUUUUUAUACAGUGUUAUGUUUGAUUAA
Molecule: messenger RNA, 1794 nt
Organism: Mytilus californianus (California mussel)
Lineage: Eukaryota; Metazoa; Mollusca; Bivalvia; Mytilida; Mytilidae
Exons: 2
Coding region: 97-1794 (565 amino acids)
Molecular function (GO): zinc ion binding
Source: RefSeq, a predicted model, not a curated record